Messenger RNA from Linum trigynum, 846 nucleotides. Lineage: Eukaryota; Viridiplantae; Streptophyta; Magnoliopsida; Malpighiales; Linaceae. The record is from the annotation of a GenBank genome assembly.
CACAGUCUGCUGAAAACUUGUUAAGUCUCGAAGGUGAGAUGGUCAAUUUUCUAUAUUCUUCGGUUGGGUAGAAGACUGUCGAAAGCAUAUUUUGAUAAGGGCGCCAUCUGGAUAUUGAUCAAAUAGCUAUCAUGUAGUCACUUUCACAAAGUUUAGGGAGACAAUGACUCAACAAUGGCCAAAGAGCCACUCCAUUAUCUUUUUUUAACUGGUACCAUCCUCCUGGUAGAAAGAGGCUUCGCUUUUCCAAGAAGGGUCUCCUUCAUCCAACUGUUCGUAAGCUGGAAACUUUGGCUAAACUAAAAGAGGCUCGCUCGCCUGUCGGUCAAAACCUACCAUUCUUGCUUAGACUCCCAUACCUUGCUUCCUAUUUAGUAGUAAGAUUGACACUCGAGUUGCACAGACAGCAAAAGCCUUCCUUUUCUUACAAUUAAGUUUUCACAAUCCUUCCUGCUCACGGAUUGUUUCCAUAUGGCCGGCUCCAAGCAUUCUACCUCGCCUUGUCGUGAUGCUUUAGACAAUCCUCAAGUGCUUGAUACAGAGAUGGAACAGAAACUAGAGAAAACAAUCGAGUUCUCGGACGAUGAGGAGUCUCUCAUAAUCAGGAUGUACAAUCUUGUUGGAGAGAGGUGGCACCUGAUCGCAGGAAGAAUCCCUGGAAGAACAGCUCAGGAAAUUCAAAAGUACUGGAACUCCAGAUACUCCACAAGCGAAUGAAGCCUAAAUGCAUGUGCCUUCUGUGUAAGAGACCUUGUUGGACUAGCAUUUUCGAUAGUUCAUUGAAUUGUCAAUUACGGCUAAGGAACAGAAUAUGAGUUUCAGUGAAAAUGAAUUAAGAUCAUCAUC